AUGCUUAAUAUGAUUAUAAUAACUUUAGCUAUAAUUAUUUAGCAUGCAGUAAGUGAAGAAAUAAUUAAUGCACGCACAGAUAGUAGUGAGAUAUCAACCUUAAUUAAUCUCAACUUAGGCUCUCCUCCAAUUCCUCUUAUCUUGUAGAUUCAGAUUGGAACAAAAUUUUUAGAAAAUCUGGGACAGUUCAUAUUUGAUUAGAGUAUUAGUGAAAUAGACUAGAAAUAUUAUGAGUAGUAAAAAAGACUUGGUGUUAAACAAUUUUAUGACAUAAAAUAAAGUCAAACUGCUUAAAUAGAGGAACCUUUUGAAAGAUAAAACUUACUAUAUAAGUCAUAAAUAUCUGGAGUCUUUGUAAAUGAUAUUUUAUCAUAUAAAAAUAUACAAACAAAGUAUAAAUUUGCUUGUGUAUAAAAUUUGAACAGUCUUUACUAGUCUUUCUACAACGGAGUUGUUGUUUUUGAUAGACUAUCAGAUAAUAUUAUUGACUAAAUGUAUAAUUAGAAUGCUAUCAGAACUAGUGAUUAUAUUUUAAGUGGCUUAAAAUAUAAUGUGCAGUUUGGAGAUUCUAAUAUAACAUAUAAUAGCAUUGAUAUUACUUUUGAUUUAGAUGCAAAAGCAGAAUAUUACAAUACUCCUUCUAAUCCUUUGGUAAGCAACUCAGAUACUUUUCAAAUUAUGAGCUAUGGAAUAUACUUAAAUGAUGAAGACAUAUCAGAAAAAAUAAUGCAAAAGAGAAUAAUAUUAGACUAAAUAACUAAUUAAUAAGGUAAAUUAGAUGAUACUGUUUAUAUUCCUAGUAGCUUAUAUUAGUUCAUUCAAAAUAAAUACAACAUACCUGAAGAUAAAAAUUUCCAAAAUUGUGCUUAUUGUUAAUGCUAAGAAGCCAUGAACUUACCUGAGAUAUUCCUUAUGACUGAAUAAUAUAGAAUUAGUGUCAAAGCUGAAAACUAUAUCAAGAAGAGUGAAAACGAUUGUUAUAUAACUUUAUAUAUUGCAGACAGCUUUAUUGUUUCUUCUGCACUAUUAUUUCAUUAAAAUAAUAAAAUAAUGUAUUAAAAGUAAUCUAACUCUAUUAAAAUCAUCAAUGCAUAGUUAAUAAAUCAUCUCGAAUUAAAUUCUAUAAUAAUUACCUUUCCUAUAUUUAGUGGACUAAUCUUUAUCAGCCUUCUAUAUAUCUCACUGUUAUGGUCUUUAAAUUUCAAAUAAUAUAAGUAAGAAGACUUAAGCUUUAUGAAAUAAUCUAUUAGAUUUGAAUUAAGAAAAAUAUAGUGA
Messenger RNA from Tetrahymena thermophila SB210, 1275 nucleotides. Its product is annotated as transmembrane protein, putative. The transcript has a single exon. Lineage: Eukaryota; Ciliophora; Oligohymenophorea; Hymenostomatida; Tetrahymenidae. The record is from RefSeq and is a predicted model, not a curated record.